Messenger RNA from Penicillium manginii, 561 nucleotides. RefSeq names its product nuclear transport factor 2 family protein. NCBI's taxonomy places the organism in Eukaryota, Fungi, Ascomycota, Eurotiomycetes, Eurotiales, Aspergillaceae. The transcript has 2 exons. The coding region runs from base 1 to 561 and encodes 186 amino acids. The record is from RefSeq and is a predicted model, not a curated record.
AUGAAGCUCCUUGCUCUUUACACACUCUCCUUAUCCUUGGUUGGCUCGGCCAUUGCAUCCUCGACCACCAACGUUGCCGCCAUUGCAAUUUCAUCUCUUGCCGAUAGCUGCAAACCGGAGGCUUAUACCGACGCAGGCACAAUUGAUGCGAUCCGGAACACGCUGGCCAUAUAUCCCUUCGCUAUUGACGGAAAGAACUUUGAUGCCCUCAGCAAGGUGUUCACCGCCGAUGCGACAGCCAACUAUUCAGCACCUCUCAACGUAUUACACCCGCUGACUACUAUUCAAUCGUCCCUGAAAGCAAGCCUAGUAUGUGUAACCACGCAGCAUUUAUACGGCACCCAAUGGAUCGAUGUACUAUCACCCACCACUGCGCGGUCCGUCACAUACUACCAGGCUUCUCAUUUUGGUAAGGGGUCCAGCGCGAACCAGGCCUUAUAUGCCUAUGGUCAAUAUCAGGAUAACUGGGAGCGUCAAACUGGAGGUUCUUGGCGGAUUGUCCAUCGCAACUUGGUCUACAUGGGUCCGCUCAUUGGAAACCUGACUGUUUUCGUCUGCUAA